UGCCCUUGCAGUGACCCUGAGGGAGGGCUGUGUGGGAAGUUGGUGUGUGAGAUUAUAGAGAAGGCUGAUGAAGCUGUGGGCUCUGCAGAGCGUCUGGAGCCUGAGUAUAUGCACAGAGACUGAUAAAUAGCCACGAGAGACAUCAGGCUUAAUUAGACUUCCAAACUUGCAGUGGUGCCUACAUCUGGAGAUACCAGGGCUCAUCCUUGCUAUAUGUUCAAUCCAGAUGGAAACCUGGUAUUCAACCUCAAAAUCCAAUAUGCCUCACGUAACAAUAUUUUUUUCCUGAUGUUACCUCCUCUCGAUGGGGCUAUCACUUUUUCAAAAGCAAAGGAUUUCUCUGCAGAACAGCAUAAAAAAUACGUGUUAAUGAGACAGUGGGAAAAACUGGAGCAGACCAUGGCAAACAGCUAUGUAACAGUUCCUGAUGCAUACUGUCUUUCUGAACCGUUACCUUAUUACGAUAUCCUGCCAGAUCACAUUAAUUAUCAACUUCCAGAUUCAGACUUCCAGGCGACUCCAUAUUGUCAGUAUACAAAUGUGCCUUAUUCUCCUGUGUUGCAAUCCUCAACAUCUCAAUGCCACUACAGUGCAUACAGUUUGGAGAAUUCAUAUGGUGAUGGGCAAUAUGUCCUUAGCACAUGUGACAUGAGUAAGCCACCCUCAAACAUGACUCAUAGUGUGGAAGAGAUGUAUCCUACUGUAAAGAGGACGAGGAUUAGUCAUUCUAGCAUCCGGAUGAAAGGUCAUGAAGAACUUUGUGUUGUAUGUGGAGAUAAGGCUUCUGGGUAUCACUACAAUGCACUUACUUGUGAAGGAUGUAAAGGUUUUUUUCGCCGUAGCAUUACAAAAAAUGCUGUUUACAGGUGUAAGAAUGGUGGACACUGUGAGAUGGACAUGUACAUGCGGCGAAAGUGUCAAGAGUGUCGGUUGAAGAAGUGUAAGGCUGUUGGCAUGCUUGCAGAAUGUUUGUUAACUGAAGUACAAUGCAAGUCAAAGAGGCUCAGGAAAAACUGUAAGCAAAACAGUUCAGUAUACUGUAAUGUGAAAGUGGAAGAUGAUGCAAAUGACAGCAGACAAGUUUCAUCAACUACAAAGUUAGCGAAACAGGCAGUAACACGACUAGAACUGACAGCUGAAGACUGCAAGAUGAUUGAUCAUAUAGUUACGGAAUAUCAAAAAUACAGCUCUCCAGUAGAUGAACACAAAUUAUUUCUAGAAGAAUCAGCAAAUCCAGAAGAAAUAUUCUACCACAUCUCUGAAGCAGCUGUAAUGCAUGUGCAAGUUCUUGUAGAAUUCACAAAAAGGCUCCCAGGUUUUGACAUUCUGGACCAUGAUGAUCAAAUUGCUCUUCUAAAGGGAUCCACUGUUGAAGCACUGUUUUUACGUUCUGCACAAACAUACAAUCAACAAGCAACAGGGUGCUCACAGCUAGAUAAUGGGCUUGCAAAAUAUCAGAGCCACUCAGGAGAAUACUACCACAUUCAGGAUUUUGACCGAUGUCCUCUAUAUUCUCUUGAACCCAAUCCUCAGCAAAAUACUCAAACAUUUAAUACAGAUCUCACAGAAGAAUUUAUUACUCCACUGUUCAACUUUUAUAGAAGUAUGAGCUCUCUUAAUGUGACUGAUGCAGAAUAUGCUCUACUCUCUGCAAUAACGGUGUUCUUUUCAGAUCGUCCGUUCUUGAAGAACAAAAAUGGUGUUGAAAAACUGCAGGAGCCACUUCUCGUGAUUUUACAUAAAUAUUCAAAGAUUUACCAUCCAGAAGACCCACAACAUUUUGCACGACUGAUUGGACGCCUGACUGAGCUAAGGACCCUUAACCACAAUCACUCAGAAGUACUAUUAUCUUGGAAAACCAGAGAUACCAAGCAUACCUCAUUGCUUUAUGGUGGUUGGGACUUCCACUAAGUUUUUCACUGAAACCAUCAUUUUAAUCACCUAAUUUAUGGAAAUGCAUCUGUUAAGAUGUUGGACACUGUUUUGUGACAUACAAAGCAAAGGUGAAAGUGCCUCUGCACUUUUAACUGUCUGAAUUUAUGUUUUUACUCUUUGAAGUCAUUCUGUUUCAAUAUGGCUGUCCAAAGAAGAGACAUCAUACUAAAUACAGAUCAAACGGAUAUUGAUUCAAUCAUAAAAUUAAUAGUAGCCCUAAUUUAUCAUGAUGGAACAUGGACAUUAAAAUAAUUGAGGGCACCAAUUUCACUGUAUGGGACCUGUGGAAAGGGGGCUCAUGUUAGCGUUGCCCUCCUUCACGAUGGGUGGUAUGACCCUGCCUACAGCUCACUCUCUCCAAAGACAAACAUAAAAGAGUAACUGACUAAAAUGUAAUGCUGCCCUGCUUCUCUAUUUGAGAUGACAGACUGAUCUAAGUCCCGUGUACUAGGAUUGGUUGCAUUGUAGACACAUAGUAAUUGGAGGGCACUCCUUUUGAUUUGUUUCUCGUAAACCUAGGCAGCGAGCUAUGAGCAUCACAUUCUGGGUCAAGUGGAUAGCAAUAAGUGUCCAUUCACACGUCCGUAGCGUAUUGCAGAUUCGCAAUACACCGGGCCGGCACCCCCAUAGAACUGCCUAUUGUUGUCUGCUAUUGCGGACAAGAAUAGG
Messenger RNA from Bufo bufo (common toad), 2604 nucleotides. RefSeq names its product bile acid receptor-like. Bases 214 to 1911 code for a protein of 565 amino acids. NCBI's taxonomy places the organism in Eukaryota, Metazoa, Chordata, Amphibia, Anura, Bufonidae. The record is from RefSeq and is a predicted model, not a curated record. The transcript has 12 exons. Gene Ontology annotation, molecular function: RNA polymerase II cis-regulatory region sequence-specific DNA binding; zinc ion binding; nuclear receptor activity. Gene Ontology annotation, biological process: negative regulation of inflammatory response; positive regulation of transcription by RNA polymerase II; negative regulation of transcription by RNA polymerase II.